Messenger RNA from Linum tenue, 2684 nucleotides. Lineage: Eukaryota; Viridiplantae; Streptophyta; Magnoliopsida; Malpighiales; Linaceae. The record is from the annotation of a GenBank genome assembly.
GCCCAAUUGUAAGGGUGGGACUGCGAGGUAGCGAAAGGCCACGACGGUCGACGCACGAGGUCUUCCGUCUUCGCGAAUUUAUUAGUACGGAGAAAAUUCGGCCGGGGGUUUUAGGGUUUUGUGUUCUUCAACGUUCAGACUUCAGACCUCAGUCGUUUGCUCUUUGCUUCUUCUCGCUGAACUAUACCCGAAAGGAAAACAAGUAAACCCGCAAGAUGACUGCUGAGACGCAGGAGCAGCUGCUGGCCGCCCAGCUCGAGGCUCAAAAGCUUCAAGAUCCUGAACAACCCGUAGUUGAGGAUGAUGAAGAUGAUGAUGAGGAUGAUGAUGAUGACAAUGAUGACGAUGACUUGGAAGGGCAUGGAGAUGCAAGUGGCAGAUCGAAGCAAACCAGAAGUGAAAAAAAGAGUCGUAAAGCAAUGUUGAAGCUAGGAAUGAAGCCCAUGACCGGUGUCAGUCGAGUGACUGUCAAAAAGAGCAAGAAUAUCUUGUUCGUGAUCUCGAAACCCGAUGUCUUCAAGAGCCCGACAUCAGACACAUACAUAGUAUUUGGAGAGGCUAAGAUUGAGGACAUAAGCUCACAACUCCAGACACAAGCGGCAGAGCAGUUCAAGGCUCCCGAUCCGAGUCAUGUGAUUCAGAAACCCGAGACUUCAGCCAUGGCUCAGGACGAUGAGGAGGUGGAUGAAACUGGAGUUGAGCCGAAGGACAUUGAGUUGGUGAUGACACAGGCAGGAGUAUCUAGGGCUAAUGCUGUGAAGUCUCUCAAGGCUGCAGAUGGGGACAUAGUUUCUGCCAUCAUGGAGCUUACCACCUGAUGUGCUGGAGUAUUAAGUGAUAAUAGCAGGUUCUUUAAUUAUAUUACUUAUGAUCCAUGGUGUUGCAGACUGUUCCCCCAAGGCUCGGAUAUUUUUCUGAUCUUGCUGUUCACUGUUAUUGUGGUCUCCUGUUGUAUUAGUAUUGUCUGAACUAAACCCAAGCUUUAUUAAAUUGGGCAAAGGGAUAAAAUCCAUGAUGCUCAGUACAACAAACUGAAGAGUUACCAAAAACCAUGUAUUCUCAAAAUGAAUCAAGCAUCCAAGCAACAACCAAAUCAAGAUGUGCGGAAGACCACAGAGCCUUACAUGUGGGAAACUCAAACUGAAAUGGGCGCAUCGUAAUCCCUCCCACAUCGUUACACUUUCUAUACAGUUGUUGCAAACAGACAACAGGGCACUCCAAGCUUGCAUUCAGACACUCCAGCUGAGCUGACCGGUUGUCACGGAAUAAUAUUCUGUCACACCAUGCAGUUAACAUUUGCCGGAAAUCGAAGACUACAGCGUCUAUGUACCUGCUAAACCAGCUUGUUGCUUUUCAAAUUUGUAUGUAGGAUGAAAUUUAAUGACUGCAUCAGCAUCAACAUCUCCAACACGAGACGCAAAUAUCCAAUUAGUUUUCAAAAAUCCACAUAGUGUAAACAUUACGUGGAGCUGCCUACUAUAGUGUAAACAACCAGCCCAAAAUCCAUAUUACUUUCAGAAUUGUCACCAAGGGAGCAGAUCUAGACCAUCAAGAGCCAAAAACAGCUUUCCAAAAGUAUGUUGUACUACAGUUUUGAAUACGAACAAUACAGAGACCAGCAAGCCUUCAUCCAAUAUUUUGUCUAUCAUAUCGAGCCACCACUGCCCAACGGAGCUACGUUCAAGUCCAACCUGAAAUAGGAAGAAAGUGAAGACAAUAAAGUGAAAGAAAAUGACAGGAGACGUAGAAAUAGAGCAGCACACAGACAUGGCGUCUUGAUCACGUAUGUCAUCUUGGAUGAGCGCAAGCCUCAUAACAAGAAGCAGCCUAACUGUAGUUUUAAGGCUGAAGCUUAGUAUAAUGCCGACUUUUUCAGUUCUGUUUUUCCUCUCUCGAUUUUCUCGUCCUGAGGUAUGAUUGUAGUCAUCCAAACGUCCAUGAGGCUUGUGCUGUUUUUAACCGGUUUCUUUUACAGCAGACAUUGAAAGGACCCCGGCUCCCAUUUCAACUUCUUGUAACCCAACAACAACUAUCCCAACAUCCCUAGCUGCAGAACCUAUCCAGGACACAAGCGAGUCACUGGUAGCUCUUCCUUCAGCUACAUUCCAUGUACCAGUCAAAAUUUUCAAAUUCUGUAUCCUUGUAUAUAAGAAUUCUUUUCCUGCCAAUUCUGAUCGCAGUAUACUGCCAAGAGGUCCAGGAGCCAUGACAUUCCAUCCGCGGAUGCCACCAUGACUAGCCAAAGGAAAAACGUAACCAGCACCAACAACCAUUUUAAUCACCGAACUACUGUGAGCUACCCACUCUCCAAUUAGAUUCACUUCAAGGUCCAAAACCUGGAUCACACCAGUAACAUAGCCUACCCAUAACCGUCUGUUACCCAAAUGCACAAAAGCAUUGAACAACACUAAAAUGGUACUGAAAAUCCUGUAACCGAUUUCCAUUCCCAUCCCACUACACAAUUAAGCCAUUUGUACAGCCAGUCCAGAUUAUCCCAUCUACCGUCAUCAUCAGGGCCUCGGUUCUGCGAUCAUCGGCAAAUCCACCUUUUGCAGCAACUCGACGAACAGUAUCACUUAUAGCAUUCAUAGAACGCUGGAAGAAACGAAAUGAGCUUUGUACCUUCAAGAAGUAUAUAUCAUAACAAGAAUCUACAGACCAAACCACUUUUAUAUUGAAUCAGA